Molecule: messenger RNA, 20817 nt
Organism: Paramuricea clavata
Lineage: Eukaryota; Metazoa; Cnidaria; Anthozoa; Malacalcyonacea; Plexauridae
Source: the annotation of a GenBank genome assembly
UUGAAUUGCAGAGAAAGAGAAUACAAAACGAUUGAUGAAGCACUGCAGGAAAUGAAACGAAACUACGAUGAUGUAUGUCGUCAUCGCGUGAAACUGGAACAUGAUAUCCAAGUUACAACACACGAGAAAAACAUACUCGACAGACAGCUGACUGAAACACAGGUUCGUUGGAUUUCAUAGAAUAAGUCAACGUCUGAACUUAUUUGUAAUACUUAUUUGUAAUACUUACAUGAACGGGCGUGUUUUAUUGAAUAUACAGUACAACACGAGCCAAAGGUGAAUGUAUAUAUUCGAAAGUAUAAGUGCAGUGAUAAAAGGUUGGCGAUGUAUUAGACUAUAAUCAUCGACAUCGUGUUAUCCUUAUCACUUCUAUUAUUAUUUAUUGUUUUACCUAUAGUGGUUAAUUAAUGUGCUGCUUUGUUAUUAAACAAAUUAUGAUAUUUUAGAAAAAUGUAGAUGCACUUCAACAAAGAGAAAAAGAACGAACGCCAUUGGUUGAAACUCUACGGGAAAAGGUUGAAGCUUUAAAGAAGGAGAAUGAAACAGCUCAAACUGAGUCGACGCAACAUAACAGGUGAACAAUUGUCAAUGAAUAACAAACUACUGCAUAGCAUCGUAUCUAUUACAUCUGGUAACCGAUGUACACAACUUCAUAUUUUAUUUUUUACAUGCAUGUUACUAUAUACCAAUUUAGUGAAAAUUCAUCACAUUUUCUUCAACAAUUUUAGAGACGAAAUUAAAAAAUUAAAAGAUCAGUUGUUAAGCAUCCAAGAGGAAAAUAGGUGAGGUAAUACAGGGUGUCUAAAAAAACGCUAUAUGCAAAUUCAACAGGCUGUCGUGCAUCAUAAACGUGGCUAAACAAUUAAAUUUUUACAUACGACGAAAGAACAGUUAUUUUUAAUAUAGCUUUUCAAUGAUACUCUUUAAAUCGUAACGAUGACAAAUGGCCACAUAUACUCGUCAAAUAAAAAUUGCCGGUCGAAAUCACAUUCUUCCACCGUUGGGAAUUGCAUGGAAAACGAAACAUAGACAAUUCCCAAGAGGGAAUUAAAAUUGAAUGUUAAAUUAUCUAAAAUGAGCUCGACUCGUCAAUUAUCGUAAACUCGAUAAGAACGUCGUAAUCAAAACCUUUUACGAAACAAAUAGCUUGCAGCAGGCUCGCGUUGCUUUUGGAUUCACUAACUUUGCAUAAUUAAUGUAUUUUCAAUUCCCAACGGUGGAAGAAUGUGAUUUCGGCCGGCAAUUUUUAUUUGACGAGUAUGUGGCCAUUUCUGGUCGUUACGAUUUAAAAAAGGUACCAUAGAAAAGCUAAAUAACAGCUCUUUCGUCCUACGUAAAAAUGGAAUUGUUUAGCUAGGUUUAUGAUGCACGACAGCCUGUUGAAUUUCCAUAGCGUUUUUUUAGACAUGCACCCUGUAUAUUAUAAUAAAUAUCCUAACUACGCAUCUUUAACAUUUGUAAAAAUAGAAAUAACUACAUUACAAAAAGAAAGUAAAAAAACCCAGUAGGCUUAACAAUGUAAAUUACCAUGCAUGCACUCAUGUGUCUAUAUCUCCCUACAUUUUAGGUUUUAAUUUUCUAAAUAUAGUGUUAUUAAUUAUUUUAACGCUUAUUUAUGAUAUUUCAGGUCUCUUGCCGCCGCACAAGAAAAAACAAACAAACUUAAACAGGAGUUUGGAAGGUAUUCAAUGCCACACUGUUUGCAGUAUGUUACAAAAUUAUACGAAUUUUAUUCCUUCAAACGUUCUAAACGCUUCAUUUCAUUUUCUCUCUGAGAAAAAAACAGAAAAAAGUGACGAAAUUCGGCCAUUUUUCGGGUGAUUGUUACUUUAUUUCUUUAUUUAGUGUUGCAGUAUUUCUUGUUCGCACGCACUUUCAGAAAUCAUAAACUUACUAGAACAUAAUAAAUCUCUAUUUAGUUAAAUCUCUAUUUAGAACAUGAAACACUGUUUAGCUUAAAAUAGCGGCAGCAGAAUAGGGGAGGAGGCUAUAGACCCCAGAAGUAAAAGGGGGCGUGGCUAAGCCCCCCCCCAAACGAUCAGAAUAAGACUACCGUCUCAGUGAUAUGAAGAUUCUUGAUCAAAGGUAAAGGGAACACUUCAACCCCGAGCCAAAAUUUAGUUUUAACAAAAUCUGUUUGGGUAUUUACAUCUCGAUAAUUUCAUUUUAUAAUAAUGAGAUAAUAAUAAUAUUUAAUCAUGGGUUUCAUAUCACCAUGAAACACUGUGGAUGAAUAUAUAAAUAGAACAAAUAUUUACACAAUAGUUAAUAAAAAAGUUUCAGUGAUUGUAAGUUUAAUUUAGUUUAAAACCAAGAGUUUUCUUCUGAAGGCUUUGAGAUUUUGUUCGAACAAAACAUAUGCGUAUUACUUGUGUUUCACUCUCUAUGUUCUUUCACAUUCUUAAUUGUGAAAGAAUUUAAAGUAGUUGGAUUCUCAUUUAAUACUAAAUCCAAAAAUUCUUAAAGUGCGUUUGCGCAUAGCGAUUGGUCGGGCCGAUUUGGCUCAGGCUGGAUUCAGAUUUAUUUAAAUGAUAUUAAAAUACGCUGUCAAUGUCAUCUGACGACAUUGUCAACCACAGAGUGGAUACAUGCAGAGCUGUAACUGGCCGUCGUAAGUACUGCAGAAACUUACGUUUUCAUGUACCCACUUUUUUUUCAAGCGACCGGGUAAAAAAAAUUAUCAACUGCGCGUUCUCGGCAAGUUCCGCGAGCGAUUAAAGCGAACCGCCAUCCAAUGGAUGCAUGUAUGCAUCUAGUAACUUGCCGAGCACGCGCACAAAAAGGUGGGUACACUAGUUGUAGUUCUGUAUAUCUGUCUACUCUGUGUUGUCAACUGAUAUAACUUUUGUCAUUUUAACAUUCGGCAAUACCUGAAAUCGGCCAACCGAUCGUUUGUGUGUAAACGUACUGUUGUGCGGUUUUAAGAAUUGGUUGGUGCUCAAGUAAUUGGCAUAUGUUUUUUCAUAUUAUUAAUAUUAUUAUAUUAUUAAUGUAAAUAUUUAAGAAAUCUUUACAGCCUGUAACGGGGAGUGCCUCGCAUGGGACUUUGAGUCCCGUUCGCACUCUACCGCUUGGACAUGGUCCAAUAAAUUGAUUUAAAUUAAAUUUUAAAAAAAAUUCGGGAUAUUCCUGUCGUCACUAUCCAAUUCAUUCCAUUCUCUUGCGGCAUGAUAAGCAAAACGUUAAUUCCCCCAUUCUGUCUUCACUUUAGGUAAAUGAAAAUUAUUUCAUCUACGAGUUGAAAAAUAUGUAUCGUUCUUGCAUGGGCCGUCCAUAGCAGCCUGUUAAAAAUGACCGUCUUAUUUUUAAUUAAAACUGGCCAGGACUGCCACCUGACUAAAUGCGUGCGGCAAAGACGAAAUUAAAAUCGAAAAGCGAACUUUUUGUACAUUGUAGCCCAACUGAAGGAGGCGCACGCACUAACUACUAUGCCACCACAGUUGUGCCAUCAACACCCUUCUAAUGCCUUCUUUGUAUAGGCGUCUCAUUGAAGCCCAAAAGAAUCUGUCUCAAAAGGAUAUGGAAUUACAAAAGUAAGUUUCAUGCAAUGUAUUUCCGGAAUGUUUUCUUUUAAUUUUGGUCAAACUAUGUUUCCGAUUUUAUAUAAAUUUCGCGUUCUGUAUCCAGUACUAAAAGUUAUAAUUAUAUAGUUUAUUAUUAGCAUGACAAAAUUACUGGAUGCUACUGAUUGAGAGGAGUACAAUUAUUUCAUUAAUUGUACUGCCGUAUGCAAUUAAUGAUUUUCCCAAAACAAACAAAAUAGCGGAAAGGUAUUUGAACACAAAUGAAAUUGCCCUAUAGAAGAACUUAAAGCGUGCAAAAGAACAAAAUAAAAAUACGAACAAAAGCACAAAAUUUUGGUUGGAAGUCUGGCAGGAUUGCGCUUUGGCGAGAGAAUGUGAUGUUGACAUUGAGAAUUAUGCAAUUUUGUCAUGCUAAUAAUAAACAAGUAAUUGUGCGAUGUUGUUCGUGCAAUUAGGGAUUAACAGUACUCGGGUGAGUCCAAUUUGGCAAAAUUUCCAAACAUCACUCGUAUACUAUUAAUCCCUAAUUGUACUCGCCAUCGCAUGAUUACCUAUACAUAUCCAGUGGAGAACUAUAGCCAUAGCACCAAAUCAUGGCUCCACAGAAUUAAUCAACAACAUGGCGACUAUGCAUGAGUGUGUUGCUACAAACACAAAUAAUAUCAGUCAGAAUCACCAUAGUUAAUAGAAUAGAUGGUUUGGAAACUCAUUGGAAUAACAAUAUAACUCAUUAUCUAUGUUAGUCAACGUUUAUUCAUAAAUCUGGUCCUUCGCCGUCACGUGCGUAUUGUAUUUUUGCCCAACAAACCAAUAGCAAUGUUUUACUAAAGUUACCUAUCCGUGACUCGAACAAUAGGAUAAAUUGGAAAUUGCUAUUGGUGGAUUUGACAAAAAUACAAUACACGCAAAUUUUUUUCCGUAGACAGUCGGACUCCUCAUUCAUAGUCGGACGCAUCAUUGAUCCGCGCCCUUAAACAAAAUAUUCAGCGGAUACUCUUCGUAUUAGAUGCGCCUUCCCAGUGUGUCUCGCGCACGCAAUUGGUGAUUUCAAAAUCCGGAUUGUAUUGCUUGGUUGAGAUGCCAAAAUCUGAGGACACAUUGUAGCUUCAUAUCUUGUGUGGUGAUGACAUCUAUAACAUAUUUUGUUAAGUUGUAUUCGACAUUCCCACUUGCUUUUCGGAGCGAUUGCAGAACACAGUCCACUUUUUAAGCUAUGCUUUUCAAACAUCAUGGAUACGAUUUAUUAAUACAUAUAUAUUUAUUCUCAAUAGAUUAAUAAUAAAUAGAUUGAUAGAUUAAAAUCCCAUGGUGGUAAAGGUAGCUACGAGGCAUACAGUGGCUUAAGAAUUAAUAGACUAAAUUGUCAUAGUGUUAAGGUAGCUCUCUAUUCUGGUGGAUACCCGGAUAUGCAGUCAAAUAGUUAUUUUGAGGACGAGGCAUACAGUUUGAUUAGCAUUAUAGAUCAAAUUCGUGGAUUAGUUAGCAUUAAUAGAUUAAAUUAUCAUGCUAUAGAGAGCUUAAAUGUGGUGUAAUAUGUAAAUAUGUUCCUCACAACCGGACAUUGGUGUUUGACAGAUUAUGAUUAAUUAGCGUCGCUGGGAGAAAAAAAUUAUAUUAUAAAGCAUACUAAGCAUAAUAUUAAAUAUGAGAAAUCUUGCAUGAUAUUUCGUGGAUAGUAUCAAUUCGUAAUAUUGUCUUAGUAAUUACAUUAGUUUGUGUAUAUUAGAACGAGGCAAUAAGAUCUGGUAUAUACGUAUCCAGUGAUAUUACUAGUGGACGGAUAUUCGGCAAUACUUCUAUUUGUGGAAAGUGGUCUUUAUGGUCGCUUGAAUCUGAAUUAAAUUCGACGUAUGAAACAGGCCUAAUUCUCUCAAUUGGGAUGCUGUAUAGUUUUAAUUCGCAAUAGCAGUUCUUGAGUAUUUUCGGUACCAGAAAAACAAGUAGUUCGUAGAUUCAUUAUGGCAUUGCGAAGCAAAUUGUUCAUCUUUCUACAUGUGGUCGAAGACGAACAACGUGGAGCAAUGGAUAUAUUGUGCAUCAGUGAGUUACGCAGGGUAUGAAGAGAUCCAUCGAUAACGCGCAGAGGCCUGGACACGGAUCAAUGAUGUGUCCGACUAUCAAUGAGGAGUCCGACUGUCUACGGAAAAAAAAUUUGCGACGGUGAAGGACCAGAUUUAUGAAUAAACGUUGACUAACAUAGAUCAUGAGUUAUAUUGUUAUUCUAAUGAAUUUCCAAACCAUCUAUUCUAUUAACUAUGGAAUCACUUUUGUAUAAUCCUUUCGAAGUUUAAAGACUAUCUAACACGUAAUGUCAACGGCAGAAUCAAGUGGUUGGAUGAUUUUGAGAAUUUGAAGCAUUUUAUGGCAGAAUUAUAUGAUGCUGGAGGUGUCUGGAAUUCGCCCGGGGAAGUGCUAAAGUAUUUCUUUAUGAUCAAAUCAAGCUCACAUGGUAUGCGGACAACAACUCUAUGAUAUUUAAAGGUGUCGAUGGCCAAAUUUUGGAACGAUUGGUGAUUUCUACGCUAGAAACUGGCGUUUUAUUAACAAACGUGCUUAGUAAUGUCGAUCGUGAGUUAAAUACAUCAAAUAUCGAAAAUUGUGAUAAAAACAAGGUCGAAAGCUAAAUUUUCGGAAGAGUCGUUCAAACCACCGUCCCCGCGACUGGCAGAGGUACCUCGAGUUUGUUCGGAAAACGUUACAUCCUCGUGUGACUCGACCACGAUCAUGGCUGGAGCAUCUAGAUCCUGUUCGCCUGCGAACAACAAAGUAAUUCCUAUUGUUAUGUCACAAUGUCGGACCAUAAGUCAUCGCAUAGUCGGGAAUUUUUUAAGUACCUUUGACACACAUAGAACAUCUAAUAGACCGAGUGGACAUUGUUCAACUAACUGUAUCUUAAUUCACACAGAACAAUAGUAAAGUGUCUCCUGAAUGCCCGAUCUAUCAAGAACAAAUCUGCGGAUUUUGUUUGUUAUGGACUCUCCACUGGUGCUGAUGUUUUUGCUAUCACUGAGACUUGGUUCACAGAUAAAGAUUGGCACAUAAGGCUGAGAUCACUUUUCCCGGUUACUACUCGAUCAUCCCCGUACUGAGAGAAGCGGAGGUGGAACAGCUUUGUUAUUUAGGGCAAUAUUACUGUACACAAAGUUGACGGCGGCGAACGCAGGUCAUUUGAGUUUUCCGAAUGGAUACUACAAUAUCGCUCCUGUAAACUGAGAACUAUCGUUUACCGUACUCCCUAUUCUGCUGCACAUCCUGUUGUCACAAGUGUAUUUUUCGAUGAAUUCUCCACAUAUUUGGAUCUGUAAUCAUGUCCUCCGAACCUUUGUUAAUCGUUGGAGAUUUUAAUAUCCAUGUCGAUAUCCCACGUGAUCCUAACGCUAUUCGAUUUCUCGAUCUGUUGUCCUCUAUGGGCCUUGAUCAACGUGUUGACAAGCCUACUCACACAUGACACAUCUGGACACACCCUUGAUCUGAUAAUCACGCGGAAUUCUGAUACUUUACUUCCCACUCGUCCUUUAACAGAUUAUUUAUUCUCGGAUCAUAUCACAGUCAUAUUAGGAAGAAUACCACCAACUGAGAAACAAGUAUCAUAUAGAAAAAUUAACGCAAUCGAUAAAACAAGACUUCGAGAAGAAUUAUUGUUAUCAGAUCUUUGUUUAAACCGUCCUGAUACGCUAAAUGAACUUGUGAAAUGCUAUAAUGAUACUCUAGCUCAGACACUAAACCGGCACUGUAAUGUUCGUGGUUUUGUAUCAAUAUCAAGCACCUUUAAGUAUAACAAUAGAUAUCAAACAACUUGUACAAACAGCAUAGUACGUAUCCAAUUACUUCCCGGUUCCCUAGCCUCGUGCUUCUAAAAUACUUAACUAACUUUCUAGUCACGUGUGUGCUAGUGUCAAUAAUGUCAACAUUGCAUCCCUCCCUUGAUUUAAAUAAUAUUAUGAACUCUAGUACUAACUAUAACAAAAUAUGCAUAUAAUGUUUAAACUGUAUCUUAUCUGUUUUAGUCCAGGUCAAUCAUAAAUGUUAUUUCCAUAUCUGUACACCCGCUGUCUUUCUCUUGCCGGAUAUCUCGGACCAUCAUUUUGUCUCUGACCAUUGUUCUGCCGCGGACGAUCAUUCUGUCUCAGUCCAUCAUACUGUUCAUGCUCUUCGUGGACAUCUUCAUCUGAGGAAUAAUUUUCUUCAUCCAUUAUCUCUGUUGACUCCAACGAUCUGCCAUGUCUGGGGUGAUACUUUUAAAAGAACGAAAUGUUCCGAGUUAUAUAUUUCCCAUUCCUAAUUGCUGUGAUCCUGUUCCCACGGCGAUUUGUGACUUCAUAUGGUAUUGGAUCGUAUUUUGUGGACAUUUUAUUUGCUUUCGGUUGCCGCACCAAAACUAAAUCACUUUUCUUGAUGUCAGCACACUUAACUCUUCUUUUGGAAUCAGCAUAUUCUUUUUGGUUCUUUUUCAACCUUUCAUCUCUCUCCUUCACCUCUUGAUGAAGUAGGUGACUUGCCAGUGGUGGAAUGUGGGGUAGCUCUGUAGUUGAGCAAAAAUUUAAACAUUUCACGUUUCCAGUCUUUGUUUUCAUGAUGGGCAGAUUUCACAGCCUUUACAAGUGGUUUCAUAAAGUUCUCGGCUUGUCCAUUUCCUUGGGGCCAUAAUGGUGAGCUUGGUUUAUGUUUAAUGCCGAGUUCUUUCAAGUACAGACUAAAUUCAUGGCUCUGGAAUGGGGGACCGUUAUCACUCUUUAACACCUUUGGAAUACCAUGUGUGGCAAAAAUUCGUUCAAGUUUUAAUAUUUUUGAUUUUGCAGAUGUUGAACUUACAAUUUCCACCUCUGGAAAUCGUGAAUAUGCAUCAAUAAUCACUAACAGAUAUGAACCACCUAGAAAUGGUCCACAAAAAUCACUGUUCACUGUAUGCCAGGGUUGGGGAGGCAGCGUCGUCAUUCGCAGUGGUUGUUGGUGACUGUUUGGUCCAUUUGCCUGACAUAACAAACAAGUAUCCACUGUGUGCUUAGCAAGCUUGUCUAUACCUGGAUACCAAACCUUUUCUCGCAACAACUGUUUAGUUUUUACUAGCCCUUGGUGGCCUUCAUGAGCAAUUUGAACAGCCUUUAGUCUAAGACUUUCUGGAAGCACAAUUCGCGAGCCUCGUAAUAUAAUUCCAUCAUGCUCGUUUAGUGUAAGUUCUGUUUUAAUUUUCUCACAUGCUUUCAAGUCCAAAACCUUUACAUUGGGAUUGGAUUGUACGUCUAGAGAGUCUAUUAAAUGUCAUUUACCUGUUGUGAUGAGGUUGCUUAGGAUCUGUAAUGUUGCCUUGGUGGCUUGUUGUAUUUCAGGCAGAGUCAUUGCUCUUGGCACAGCAUGUUGGGUAAGGAAACAAACAUAAUUGUCAGCCAUUGUUUGGAACUGUCUGUCAUCAGUGGUGUUGUUAACAGGUAAAUGUCGAGAUAGGAAAUCUGAUGGAUUGUCAAGUCCCUUUGUAUACCUUACAUUAAAGUCAUAAUCUUGCAAGCGUAAAUUCCAUCUCUCAAUUCUGGCUGGAGGUCUUGAUUGUGGAUUAUUUAAAAUCAACUCGACUGGUUUGCAAUCAGUUAUCAGAGUAAAAUGUCCUCCGUAUAGAUAGAUAUGUAAACGUUCAAUUGCCUACACAAUUGCAAGAGCUUCUCGCUCUGUUUGACAGUAUCGUCUCUCAACAUCCGACAACGAACGACUGAUAUAUGCAACAACAUUUCGUUGGUCUCAUCCUGGUACUUUCUGUGUCAGAAUAGCUGAGAGACCAAAAGGUGAUGCAUCAGUGAUAAGUUCUGUUUCCUUGGUUUGAUCAAAAUAUGCCAUAACUGUUGCACUUGUGAGGGCAGCUUUUACUGCGUUGAAGGAUUUAGCAUGCCUAGAUGUCCAGCAAAAGGGCACAUUUUUUCUCGUUAAUUCUCGCAAAGGCUCUGUGAGAUCACUGAAAUUAGGGAUAAAUUUCGCACAAUAUGUCACCAUCCCAAGGAAACUCCGAACAGCUUUAAUUGAAUUUGGAGGUGGGCAGUUGUGAAUUGCUGAAACCUUUGCUGGAUCCGGUGAAAUGCCAUCACCUGAGAAGACAAAACCAAAAAAUGUGAGCUGCGAUUGACUGAACUCACAUUUGUCUUUGUUGAAGGUUAAUCCAAUGAGUGAAAACCGCUCAAAAAUUUCAUGAAGAGCUUUGUCAUGCUCAGCUUGGGUUAUGCCAAAGAUAAUUAUGUCAUCACUAAUGUUGAUGGCAUUCGGAAUGUCACGGAUUUGUUCGCUAAUUACAUGUUGGAAGAUUUCACUUGCCGAAUUGGUGCCAAAAUUCAACUUCUUCUAGCGGUAGAGUCCUUUGUGCGUUACAAAUGUGGUUAUGUGUCGACUUUCCUCAGCGAGAGAUAACUGGUGGUAUCCCGAGCGAAGAUCAAGCUUUGUAAAUAUGGUGGCACCGUUUAAUUUGUGAAUUAAAUCAUCCACAGUUGGGGUCGGAUGUCUUUCGCGUUGAAUUGCCUGAUUAGCCAUGCACAUAUCAAUGCAUAGCCUGAUCUCACCAUCUUUCUUUGGGAUAACAACUAAUGGACUGACCCAAGGAGUGGCAUCUGAUACUUUUUCAAUAAUUCCAUCACUUUCUAACGUGUCGAGCGCAUCUGAGACCUUUUGCCGCAUGUGGAAAGGAAUACGACGGGGUUUGUGCUACUGGAGGGACAGUAUCAUCAAUGUGCAAUUUAACUUCAAAUUUUUUAAGAGUGCCAAUUCCGUUGAACAGAUGGGCAUACUCUUUCAUCAGUUGUUCAUGGGUGGCAUGUUCCGGUUUCACAUUGUUAACAUUCAGCAUGAUUAGACCCAAAGCAGAUGCCGUUUGAUAGCUUAGCAAACAACCAAAAUUUCCUUUGAUAACAUGAACUUGCGUGGUUGUUGCACCAGUCAAACAUUCUAGAGUUGCACGAAAUUGUCCCAUAACAGGUAGCUGGUUUGUAGCUCCAUAUGCAAAAAUACGUGUUUUGGAACGUUGAAGGGCUAUGGGUCUCUGUUUUUGCAAGGUGUUGAAAGCAAGUUCAUCGAUGAUGUCGAUGGAAGCACCAGUGUCGAUAACCAUGUUGAUAGGGGUGGUGUUGACUGAGAUUUGAACCUGUGGAGUUGUUUUGUCUCUACCUGUCGGUUUCAGAGUAAAAAUAAAUUCAUCCUCGCUACUGCUUUCACUGCUGGAGGGUUUGCCAUAAAUCUUGUGAACUUUGUUUUUGUGGUAUUUUUUUGAAGGCCUUCGAUUCUCUUGUUGACCGACGCGAGCCUUGCGAGCACUACGACAGACUUUCGCAAAAUGGUUUGAUUUUCCACAGUUCAGACAAGAUUUUCCUUUCACGGGACAAAUGUUGUUGUUAUGGGGCCAGGGCCCCCCACAAUUCCGACACUCUGAUGAGGUGUAAAAGUCUUGGCGGUGAAACGAUGUAUGUUGUUUAUCACGAUGGUUGUUAUGUUUCGUUGUAGGAUGGACAGCUUCAACUACUUCGUCAGAAAUGUGUGUUGAGUCAAGUGCGUUUUCAAUGCCGGUUGCCUGCGAUUCACUGAGUUCAAAAGCUCUGCCUUUUGCGAGAAUCUUGGCUAGCGUAACUUCCGAGUCAAGCAGGGCGUAGCGUCGUAGACGUUUCGAUAAACAGUUUUGAAUUAUGGCCGAUUUUACUUCCUUGUCGAUAUUUUCGAAGUCACAGGUUGCCGCCAGCUUCCUAAGACGAGUUGAAAACUGAUCGAUUGUUUCAUGUGGUUGUUGUUUGGCUUCACGAAACUUAAAAAUUUCAAAAUCGACAUGUUUUUUAGGUGAAAAAUACGUAUCGAGGGCAGCGAUAGCGGAAUCAUAGUCGUCGUCUUCGCCGAUAUCAACAAGGGUAUCAAAAAUAUCCUGAGUCUCUUGGCCAGCUUGGUACAACAAGAGAGCCCGCUUUUGUUUCUUUUCAGUCACAUUCAGAGCAACAAGAUAUGUUUCAAAUCGUCGUUUCCACUUUUUCCAGCGCUGACUGAGAGAGUUUGGAUCGGACAUAGGAUCAAAUGGCGCCAUUGGAGCUACAUUGAUUCGGCCAGUCGCCAUGACUGUAUUCGUAAACUAGAGAUUUCAAAAUCGUUUGUAUUGAUAAACGAUAGCUGGUUUUUUUUUGUUUGUUUGUUUACCUCGUCGCCAAUGUAAUGUUCGUGGUUUUGUAUCAAUAUCAAGCACUUUUAAGUAUAACAAUAGAUAUCAAACAACUUGUACAAACAGCAUAGUACGUAUCCAAUUACUUCCCGGUUCCCUAGCCUCGUGCUUCUAAAAUACUUAACUAACUUUCUAGUCACGUGUGUGCUAGUGUCAAUAAUGUCAACAUUGCAGGCACGCACCCCUAUGUACGAAGGUCAUCAAAUCUAGACCAUUAGUUCCCUGGUUCAAUGAUGAUAUUAAAAUUGCAAGGCGAGAGAAGAGAAAAGCCGAGAAAAUGGCGCCGUACUGGCCACACUGAAGACAUGAAGAACUACAAAAUUAUGAAGAAUAAUACGAACAAGCUAAUGAACGAAGCUCGUCGCAAAUUUUACAAGAACUUCAUUGAGGCAAAUAACUCUAAUCAACAUAAUUAAGUUAUUCGCGGCCGCGAAGAAAUUACUUAAUCAUGGUGGCAAAAGAAUUGCAUUCCCUCCUUCUGUGGUUUAAACUUGAAUUCGCUAACCAAAUGGGUACUUAUUUCGUUGAAAAAAUCCGUAAUAUUCACACUAAUCUUGAAAAUAUGGGGCACGAUCUACCCGAGUUUGAAGUUUAUAACACAUCUGAAACAACUGCUCAUCUGAGCAACUUUAACACACUCACCGAAGAAGAUGUUCGAACGCUUAUUAAAGAGUGCGGAAAAAGAACUCUGCUGUCGACCCCAUGCCAACCUCACUGGUGAUCGACCUAAUCGAUGUGUUAUUACCGACUAUCACCAAGAUAAUUAAUUUGUCAUUGGACUCUGGGACGUUUGCUGACGUCUGGAAAUACGCUCUUGUGCACCCGCUCUUGAAAACUGUCGGAGUAGAUCCACUUUUCGUGAAUUGUAGACCUAUAAGCAACCUACAGUACAUCUCCAAAUUAACUGAGAAAGUUGUAUUUAGUCAGACCCAUUCGCACAUGAUGGCCCACUCAUUAUAUCCUGAGCGACAAUCAUCUUAUCGUCGAUAUCACAGCACUGAACGAUAUCCUGCUCAAAAUGAACUCGCAAGAAGUUACUUUACUGGUUACACUUGAUCUAAGUUCCGCGUUUGACACUGUCAAUCACGAAAUAUUGCUUCGCCGUCUCCGAAAUGAGUUUGGCAUUCACGGAAAAGUCUUGGAUUGGUUCAAAUCAUACCUGCACAACAGAGGUCAGCAAAUCUCUAUCGAAGGCAUACUAUCCCAACGUUUCGAUUUGGACUCAGGAGUUCCACAAGGGUCGUGAUUGGGUCUCCUUCUUUUUAUUAUAUCGACACACAGCUCUACCUCAGUCUUAAGCCAAGUUUAAGUACGUCACAGGAAGAUGCUUUAUGUGCGAUGGAGUCUUGUAUCGAAAAGAUAAGACGCUGGAUGAUUCAGGAUAAACUCCUGAUGAACGAUGGCAAAACUGAAUUCUUGGUCAUUGGCACUCGUCAGCAAUUAUGUAAACUUCCGCCUAUCAGCAUUUCAGUGAAUAAUUCUGUGAUUUCUCCUAACCCGCAUAUUAAGAACCUUGGCAGCUGGUUGAACUCGAACUUAAACAUGACGACUCAUAUCACAAAAGUAUGUAAAGCCUGCUUUUUCCACCUGCAUAAUAUCAGACCAAUUAAGAAAUAUCUUUCAAGAGACAACUUGCGGAUCCUAGUACAUGCUUUCAUCACCAGCAGGCUCGACUACUCUAAUAACUUUUUUUACGGUCUCCCUGGAAAGCAAAUAUCUAAACUACAGCGUGUUCAGAAUGCCGCUGCAACAUUAGAAAUGGACGUCCCGAAAUAUUCUCAUAUUACAGCCGUGCUGUAUGAACUACACUGACUUCCGGUACAUGCAAGAAUUCAAUUAAAGGUGUUACUAUUUGCUUUUAAAGCUAUACACGAUCUAGCACCAUCUUAUAUUAAGGAUCUCAUAAAUGUUAAAUCGAAGUCGUCCUUCAACUUAAGAUCUAACAUUGGCACUCUACUGGAACCUCCAGCAGGCAGGAUGCUCACUACCUUGGGUGCUCGAUCCUUUCACGUGGCUGCACCUCAUCUUUGGAAUAGUCUUCCACUUGGUAUUAGUCUAGGACCUGUAUAUGAGUUUGUAUGCAUUUCAUUUAGGACAGAUAAUCUCAACUGUUUUAGGGCAAGUUGACCAUGACGGUCAACAUGGUAACGCUGCCCGAACCCCAAUCCGGGACAAAACGUCCGAAACUGACCACACCCAAAAACGACGCUUUCGCCAUAGUGCUAUCUACCAAACCAUAAAAGCUUUGGCUAUUCUGACGUGCUUAUAUGGUUCAGAGAUGGUGGUUUUAGGGGUGGUCCUUGGUAAGUGUGAAAUGCCUAGCACUGAUAUUUCACAAGAAAAUGACCAUGCAAUACUCAUAGCAAACGUCAAUUUGUGGCUUACAACUUCAAAUAAACAGCAGUGGAUCUACAUUACCUUUUUUCCUAAAUCUUUUUUAUACAAACAUAAUUGGUACUUAUUUAAUUAUAUUAUCACUGUUUUGGUGUAAAAUAGUUAAUAUUUUGUGACCGAAAUAAUAAUUUGAAAUGUACAUACCUCCUGCAAAUGGACGUAUUUGGCCAAAUUCUCCACUUUACACCGCUGUUUAUGGCCGAUCUCGUUGAAAUCCUUCCAAGUAUGCAAUUCAGCUCAAACAUAAUGAUAUCAAGCACAUUUUAAACAAGUUCAAACUGGGUUUCAAGUAGAUCCUAGCUGUUUAACCAUCGACAAGGUAAAACCUCAACUUUGUCCAAAUUCGGCGCCAUUUUGUCAUCCCGUGUCGGUUGUAAACAAUUCGGCCUUGUUAUUCUUCCAUCCAAGCCAUUUCCAUCAACGAACAACAAAUUUAACCCUUUGUUAAGGGUAUUAAAAUAAAAAUACAAAUGAAAUAUGCGAAAUGCAGCAUUUUAUCACCCGUUUAUGGCAUACAUAGAAAUAUGAGUUGUCACAACAGUUACUGUAUAAACAGACUAUACAACAAUGUCAGUAUUAAUAUUUCUGCGAUUUUAAUACUUCUGGGACUAGUCCUAGCCAACUGCUCAACGUUGUUCACAGGUUUACAAGAGAAUCUUACUUUUACAGUUACAAUAAAGAUCUAGACAAAUUACGUGCAGAAUAUGAAGGUCAAGAUAGGUGAGUUCUAGCAGAUACAGUAAAUGUAUUAUACGCUCGGUAUAUACUGUAUUUCCAUUUAAAAUAUGAAACCGCGAUCGCUACUUAACAUAAAAAUUCAUUUUUACCAUGUUGUAAUUCCAAGUUAUUCCAAAGCGUUUUGAUUGAACAUUGAAGUGGUACUGAGCUCGUUUAGUUACAAAAGAAGAUUUUGUUGCCAUAUAUAUUAAGUGGCACCAAACAAGGUUUAACUAAGUACACGUCCAUUGUGUAUACCUGUCGUUCGUUUGUGCACACGUCGAUUACAGAGAGGAGGAGAUCAUUUGUUUCAUGUCUUCAUUUGUCUCUGUAUUGUUUUCUUUCAACAGUUGGAAGAGAAAGUUUGAAGACUUGGAAGAAAAAAUUGCGCCAUUCCAGGUUUCUAUCCUCGAAAUGUUGAACUUUGUGAGACUGCAGCCAGUGGCGGACACUAGGGAGGGGAGGGGGGAACAAGGGGCCAACCACCACCAAUAAUAUUCAAAAACCUUUGAUUGUUAGCUAAGUAACUGUGUAACAAAGCUGUGAUAAUUAUUUUUCGUCUAUAUGCAUGAUAACAUGGUAGGUCAUAGAUUAAGCCAUAUAUCGCAUAAAAUUUAAGUCAAAGAAGUUUAAAGAACGAAGAGUACCUGCAACCAAAACCAAGUGUCCGCCACUGGCUACAGUUUGAUUGGGCUUAAACUCUCAAACGUAUACACAAUUCAAGUGUACGGAACACAAUUCAUACUGUAAUGGUACUAUUCUUUCUCAAACUGUUCAGUAGUGAAAGCAAUUUAAUAAUCAUAAUAAACUAGUCUAACAAAUCUCCAGAAUAAGUAUAAUCCUUUAGUUAUAAGUAAUCUCUAUAUUAUGUUUUCUAAGCACAAGGCUCUUAUAUGUCAUUCUACAUCACACCACAUGAUGACGUCACUACUAUAGUAAUCAAAACGUUUGCAUGUGAACGUGUGAUCGCAGUCUAGUUGUGAAGAGCAAACCAGUUUUAAAAAAGCCAGCACGUAGAUCAUAUUAUUAGCCUACAUGCUGUACCGUAUGAAUGUGCUACACAAACUUGUUGGCGGCUUUAGGUUCAGAUCAAAUCCAUCUCGAAGAAAAAAGUUGUGUUCGCUUUACUGCUCCCAAUUCACGUAAUACCAUCUUAUGCUUGACGAUUCUAAUGCCCUAUACUUUAUUAUUUUUACUUUCAGGCCAAUGCCCUGCUUUAUUAUUUUAUUUUAACGACAGAUAUUAUUUUACUCUGUCUAACCCCAGACGAUUUUAGUCGUCAAGGGAAGAGUGCUGCCACUCAAUGUAUUAAACAAUAAUAAUGUCUUAUAUCGGUUUUAUUUUAGGAACAGCUUGAUGCUUAUGAACUUGAAAAACGGGCAUUGUUAAACAGAAAUACUGAAUCACAGAGUGAGGUGAGUCAUAUAUCCAGCAUCUUUGGAAGUUUCCAAAAGUGAAAGGUUUCGCAAAUGUGCGGUAUACGCAUCAUAUGUAUUUGCUGCUAUGCGGUGCUUCCUACAAUUGUGAUUACAUUAUUAUAGUUAUUAUGCUAUAGUUACACAAUUUAUCUGAGUAGUCGAAUGCUUGGCAGUAUAAAGUUAUAGUAUCACUGUGUGAAAAACGGGAAUCAAGUUUUGUGUUAAUUUAAUUUUCAAGUUUAAUUGAGCUUGCUUAAUACAUUUAAAAGGUCGUCUUAACCUUUCCUCUAACAUAACUGACUUGUGCCAAUUGCCUUUGUAUGAACAAUGCGUGGGGUACAUGAUCGAACGUCGUAUUCUUUAUUCAAAACAAUGUACCAUUGUCGUUUGGCAAACUAAAUUUUAUUUGACCUGUUGCCUAUCAAUAACCCCCUAAAAUCGGGCUACGUUAGCUCAGAUCUAACCAAACAUAGUCUAUAAUAUUAUGUACUACCAAAAAUCAAAUGUAAAUGGCACAAAUAUAAUUACUAUAUAUCUAUUAAUCGAUCUGCUUAAACAUUAAGUAUAAUUUACUGAACAUAUAGAUUGACAAGUUGGGGCAGCAGUAUGCGAGAUUGUUGGGUCAUCAAAAUCAAAAACAGAAAAUUCGCCACGUGCAAAAACUAAUGGACGAAAACGCAAGUUUAAAACAGGUAACACCAUUUUAUAAGAUUGCAAAUUCUCGCUCAAUAUUUUGAUCCUCGCAAAAUCCCUAAUUAGUCGAGGACCUGUAUAUGAGUUUGUAUGCAUUUCAUUUAGGACAGAUAACCUCAACUGUUUUAGGGCAAGUUGCUCAUGAUGGUCAACAUGGUAACGCUGUCCGAACCCCAAUCCGGGGCGAAACGUCCGAAACUGACCACACCCAAAAACGACGCUUUCGCCAUGGUGCUAUCUACCAGAGCAUAAAAGCUUUGGCUAUUCUGAGGUGCUUAUAUGGUUCAGACAUGGUGCUUUUAGGGGUGGUCAUUGGUAAGUGUAAAAUGCCUAGCACCGAUAUUUCACAAGAAAAUGACCAUGCAAUACUCAUAGUCAAACGUCAAUUUGUGACUUACAAAUUCAGAUAAACAGCAGUGGACCUACAUUACCUUUUUUCCUAAAUCUUUUUUAUAGAAACAUAAUUGGUACUUAUUUAUGUAUAUUAUCACUGCUUUGGUGUAAAAUGGUUAAGGUUACAGGACACCCUUUUUGGCGUUUCGUGGAAAAUCGCUACUAUAACUACUACUACUACUAUCGCUAAGUCGAAAGCGUCGUUUUUCGGUGUGGUCAGUUUCGGACGUUUCGCACCGGAUUGGGGUUCGGGCAGCGUUGCCAUGUCGACCGUCUUGGUCAAGUUGAGAUUAUCUGUCCUAAAUGAAAUGCAUACAAACUCAUAUACAGGUCCUAGACUAAAUGCAAAAAUCGCGAUAACAAAACUUUAUGCCAUUCAUGUGCGUGGGAAUAUUAACAGAAGAACUUCCAAACUGACUUGAUGUGGUGAGUUGCUCCAGUGACCUAUGAUCAAAUUUAGUAUACAUGCUGUAUUGUACUGCAAAAGUCUUUCGUUACACAAAAAGUAUUCUGAAAUGCAAAAAAAACAUUAUAUCGAACCUCCUUAAGUUAAAGGUACGUUUAAGCUACGUUUACACGCUGGGAUUUGUCCUGUACGAUUCGUAUUCUGGAGCAUAGAGAUUAUAAAUAACAGUGUUAUUUAUAAUCUCUAUGUUCUGGAGUAUGAAAUUUACUGCUGACGCCACAAUUUCUCUUCAUUCAGAUUAUGGCGAAAUUUGACAUGCAACCACUUUACGCGUCCUUAUUCGAUUACAUACGCUAGAAUACGCAUCGUACACGACGCCCCUCAUGGAAAUCAGCCUCCCAACGGUUGUUGAGACUAGCGUUGUUAAAUAAAUAAAGUUUGUAUUUAUGUAUAUGUAUAAGCUUUACAUACAACGAUUAAUUGGGCCGAUUCAGCUUUAAUUAAACAUGUGAUUAAACGAUAUUUGAAAAAAUACGCUGUCAACGUCACCUGACGACAUCGUCAACUGACAACAUUAAUUCGUCAUUAACAUUCGGCAAAACCUGAAAUCGGCCCGAUUAAUCGUUGUGCGUAAACGUAGAUUAAAAGCCGAGACACACUGGGCGCGAUUCGACAACGCGGUGCGAUUUUUCCGUUUUUGACAGUUAAUAAAACAGUCAAUGAAAAGAAAUUUUAAAAGAUAUGUAGAUCAAAUCACUCAAAAUGUUACAGUGCUUCUAAAUAUUUGGAAAACUUAAACUAGAAUCAAAGUUAUCGAUCAGUGAAAAUCGAAAAUCGCGCCGCGUUGUCGAAUUGCGUCCGGUGUGUCUCGGCCACGCCAUGCGACCAGGUCUUUUUCGUCAUUUUUGAGUGGCAAAGCGCGAAGCAACAAAAAAUGCGGGUUUUUACCAGGCAAUAAUGGCAGAGAAGCUAGGCCUGAUCGCAUGACUGAACGAAUGAAUUCAUGAUUGAUCACCACCGAUCUUUAAAAAAACGGUAGAUCGUACAUGGUUACUGUCAGGAAAAGGGAACAAUCUUUUACCUUUUUCUUUUUUUUAAAAAGAUUACUAAUUACAAACUAUGGGUAAAUAGCAUGAUUUUCGGCAUCUCACUUGAUAUAACUAAUUGUUGAAGGGAUUUGCAGAUGGAAAUUUCGAUGGAAGGUGAAUUUGGGUAGCCUUUUUUUUUAAUUCCAUGGCUAGUAUUUUAGACGCAAAUUAGUCGUUUCUAUACAUAAAUCGGCUAAAUUGCACAAUACCCGUCCACUAGUCAUCUUUCACUGCGUAGCCACAUUUUCAGUGGCUGCGCAGGCACGCGCUAUCAAAUUACAAUAUCAAGGAAAUACGUCUUUACAGUAUAUCUCGUUCUUUUAAAAACUCACUGCGUAACCAGGUAGCCACUAAAAAGUGGUCGGGUAUUCUGCAAUCGCUCCCAUACAUAAAUCAAUUAUUUAAUGCUGUUGUGUAUAGGACUUGAAACAAGCCUCGAAUUCACAGAAUGGGAGUAAAAUUGUAGUAAUGCAUACAUGCGUGAAAUAGAUAGAUUGUGCAAAUUUGAUAAAUUUUUUUGCUAAUGACUUUGCACUUCUUGCUAGUAACAGUGAAACCUACUGGCACAUAUUCCUAGUAGCCAAAAAGUUUAUACCUACAGUCGCGUCCAAAAUAAGUGCGACAAAUUUUAGAAGUUUGAUUCCUCGCCAGAGUUUUGAAUGAAAUCAUUAUUGACCCCCCCCCCCCCAAGUUUAGAUAAAGAAAAUUGAAGAGGGGUUGCAUGAUUUAGCGAUAAUUUUUGUGACCAUUUUUUAUAUUAUUAAAAAUAGGUUACAAGAUACGUGCAGCGUCUCAACCAUUUCGCAAUACUGCUUGCACGAAAAUGUUUUACCCUCCCUUUUUCUUCCCCCUACCAGUAAUUAAUUACUAGUCCGUAAGAACUAAUUUAUACCUCGUUUAGGAAGUGGUUACGUUACGAGAGGAAGUCGGUAAGGAGAGGUUUAGCAGAAAGAGACUGGACGAAAAGCUUUCUAAAGCGACCGGAACUAGACGAUUUGAUCCGUCACGUGCUUUUAAACAUAAUGCAUAUGAAAACAAGGAAAAUACUCCACUGAAACAGCAUCCAUAAAAGUGGUCUUUCAAAAUCCUUUUAGACUAUGUGGUUGUAGAUUUCAAACAAUGGAUAAAUCCAGGCAUCUCCACAGUUGCAUAUAGUUUAGUAAGAGGGAGCUAUAUACAAUGUUAUAUUUACAAUCUUUUCACAAAUUUUGAAGAACUAAUUAUAGCAAUUCUAUUUAUAUUGUAACGAUAAUUCUGCACGCAUAUAUAUAUACUGUACGUUAAUGAUUCAAGCACGUUAAUGCGUUGUAGGUGAAAGAACAGCCCGAGAAUAAGUAAAACACACACCCAAAUCAUUGUGGGGGAAUGGGUUCAGGGUGAAGUGAACCAAUUAUAUACAAUAUACUCUCAAACUCUGGUCAACCCAGACUCGUUAAGCCCUGUUUUCAUCCCACAUAUAAGACCUGCUAGGAGACUGAAUGCCCUAGGGGUGAUAAUCCCCGAUAGUGCCCUGCCAGACUGGUUACCUACGAUUCGACUGAUUAUAUUUACAUAAAUAACCGGAGUCUAUGGGCCUGAAGUUGACCAUUGGGAACACUUCAACCCCGAACCAAAAUUUAUUUGUUUCAACAUAAACCAAUUUAAGUAUUUACAUAGCGAUAAUUUUCAAUGAGAAAGUUAUUCGAUAGUCUUUCUUGACUAAUUGUCAGAAUAAUCCUCGCUCGCAUAACAUUAGUUAGUACCCAUACAAUGGACCAGACCACUAGACCAGUCACUGAUACAAGGAAUAUGAACGGGUGGGUAGGUGGAAAUUUUCUUUCCCGGUAGCAAGACAUUGCUCUUUGUUUGGAUAUUUGUCAAAGUGAAAGCCCUUAUCACAUUGCGUGACCGGACGUUUGGCCAACAGACAUUUGGCCGACAGACACUAGACCGACAGACGUUUGACCGACAGGACCUUUCACCGACAGACAUUUAGCCGACAGGACAUUUGGCCGACAAGACAUUUGGCCGACAGGAC